CUUUUCACCGUCGGAUAUAAAUAGUGAGAUUUUGAAAUAGUUUCUUUUUUAUCUCAAAUUUCGAAGAAAAAAGUUCAAGAAAAAGAAUGCAGCGACGGCCAUGUUCACCGGGAUUAUCGCCGGUUGAGCUAGAAGACUGCCUAGAAGAGCUGCUCAAGUUCACUCUCCAAUCUCACAUCAAUGGGACCCUAGACGUAGACCAUGAUCUAGGGUUUCCUACAGACUUCUCUUCUCACCUCCUCAAUCAUAAUGACCGUCCUGAUGUUUCCAGAUUGUAUAAGGACCUAGUAUCUGCUCUUUUGAAGUCAGUUUCCGAAGCAUCGUGUGGGUCACUAGAUGACUUGGAGGACAAAGAAGAAUGUAAUGAGAUUGCUGAAGGACGAGCUGAAUUAGUAAAUGCAAGUGCUUUUACUCAUAUCAUUGAUUGA
Molecule: messenger RNA, 428 nt
Organism: Cucumis melo (muskmelon)
Lineage: Eukaryota; Viridiplantae; Streptophyta; Magnoliopsida; Cucurbitales; Cucurbitaceae
Exons: 2
Coding region: 87-428 (113 amino acids)
Source: RefSeq, a predicted model, not a curated record